AUGAUGCGCGAGAACAUCAUCAAUAAAGACAACAACAAACAGAUGACGACGAGAGAACGGCAGCACAUCGAGGUGGCGAAGUUAGAGGCGGAGUUGAACGCGCUGAAAGUGGACGCGUUCGCGAAGCCUGGAAACCUGUCACCAAUUCUGGAAAAAAUGCUCGUUCUUGAAAAAUCCUACCGAUUGUCGGCUGAUUUCGUCGCCACGCCUCGCUUAUGCGUGGCUAUUCUCGCGGUGUUGAGACAAGCGAACGACUGGCAAGGGAUUUGCGAACACGUUAUAUUACUGUCGAAACGAAGAGCGCAGUUGAAACAAGCGAUUGGGGCAGUCGUGAGGGAAGCGAUGUCGUACAUCGACGAGACGCCGGACGUGAAGACGAAGACGCAGUUGAUCGAAACGUUGAACGAAGUCGCGUCGGGGAAGAUUUUUGUGGAAGUGGAAAAGGCGAGAUUGACGAGAAUUUUAGCGCGUUUACACGAAGAAGCCGGGAGAAUAAGCGAGGCGGCGAGCGUGAUGCAAGAGGUGGCGAUUGAAACGUACGGCGCGUUAUCGAAGAGAGAGAAGGUGUUUUUUAUCGAAGAGCAAAUUCGUUUGUGCAUGAAGAACGACGAUUACGUGCGAGCGAGGAUUUUAAGCAGAAAGAUCAACGUGAGAAGUUUCGACGAGAUUAAACGAUUGGAAGAGAAAGAAGCGCUGAAGAAGAAGAAGAAACUGGAAGAAGAAGGCGGAAUAGAUGCGAUGAUGAUGGACGAGGACGAGAAGAAACGCUUCGAGGAGGUUGAAAAAGAAGAGAAGAAGGAGAAAGAAAGCGCGGUUCAACACGCGAAAGGCGUGUUCGCGGAAACCGAUCCGAGCGUUCCGGAUUUACCGACGUUGCGUUUGAAUUAUCACAACUUGAUGGUGCAAUAUUUCGAACGAGAGAAGGAUUACUUGGAACAGUGUCGAUGUUACAAGGCGAUUUUAGAGUGCGAGUUGGUGAAGGAGGAUAAAUCAAAGUACGAGCCGGCGAUGGAAUCGUGCGCGUGGUUGGUCAUUUUGAGCGAAAGAGACCCGAUGCAACAAAGCUUACUCCACCAAACGCUGAACGACGAUAGGUUAAAGGAAAUGAAAACGUACGAAGAGUUGUUGAAGAAGUUCACGACGUACGAAAUCAUCCGAUGGGACGAGUUGAGCGAAACGUACGCCGAGGAAAUCACGAAACACUUUGCCGCCGGUCAUAGCAAUCAACAAAAACAAGAGGAAAUGAACGUAAAAGCGGGUACGACGAUGAAAGUAGACUCUAGCGCAGAUGGGAAAGCCACGACGAAAUUGGAAGACUUGCAAUCGCGCGUGAUUGAACACAACUUGUUCGUCGUCGCCAAGUAUUACAACCGCAUCUCUUUAUCGAGACUUUCCGAACUGUUGUGCUUAACCGUGGACGAAGCCGAGACGCGCUUGUCGAAAUCCGUCUGCUCGAAAAAAGUCCACGCGAAAAUCGACCGACCGAACGGCAUCGCCACCUUCAGAAAAGUCAACAACAACAGCACUUCCCCUGGGAACGAGAAAGACGGUUCUAACGCUUCUUCCUCCUCUGAAACCGCGCCGGACCAACUUCUCAACUCGUGGGUAAACAACGUCGACUCUUUGCUCGCGGCUUUAGAUAAAGCCGGGAACUUGAUCUACAAAGAAGCGAUGACGCACAAAGUCUCUCUUCUCACUUUGGAAGCGUAG
This is a messenger RNA of Bathycoccus prasinos, 1710 nucleotides long. Its product is annotated as 26S proteasome non-ATPase regulatory subunit 12. The transcript is spliced from 2 exons. The coding region runs from base 1 to 1710 and encodes 569 amino acids. Lineage: Eukaryota; Viridiplantae; Chlorophyta; Mamiellophyceae; Mamiellales; Bathycoccaceae. The record is from RefSeq and is a predicted model, not a curated record. Gene Ontology annotation, cellular component: cytoplasm; nuclear proteasome complex; proteasome regulatory particle, lid subcomplex.